AUGAAUGUGGCACCCGGUCUACUUUUUGUAAAUCUAGCCAUACUCGUAUCUGUUUACUAUAUGUGCUUGCCUCUGCCACUGAGAAACGACACCACAGUCAUUAUUGCAGAAGACGAGACUACACCUUCACUCUCUGGAAAGACUAGCUUACUCCAUACUUCACUACUCGAGAACGCAUCACGUUUCCUAACAAUGGCAGCGACAAAAACUACAGCGAACAACACGUCUAUGGAAACAGUGAAUCCCACAACAGCAAAGGAUAACGCCAAAGGAUCGAGUCCCACAUUUCAGAAGUCCAGUAGCUGGAUUAAACAUUUCGUCACGCAGCCAGUCUACCUGCCUGUCAAUUCUCCACAAGAAGGCCGCGAUGUUAUAUUUCUUCUAAUGCAGGUAUAUUUCGCAAAAGGAAGGAGGGCAUUCAAUGUUUCAGAAAGAUCGGCCCAAAAUGUUUAUAUGGUUCCAACAAUUUUAAUUGCUCUCGCAACUCUACUUGCGACUGUUACCCUAACAAUAUUACUGCGAAAGGCACGGAGUCUCGAGUUUGUACGAAGCCCAGCAAUUCAGUACUAUCGCACUGUAAAUGACGAAACGAACUCUCAGAUGACGAGAGCAAAGGCUUCUUUGUCAGUCUUAGCUGGAAUGAAGGGUGUUUAUCAACGCGGAAGGCUGAAGGAGAUCAGCGAUGUGUUUACACGCCUAGGGAUCAAAUCUCCUCCACAAACAGCUGAUGAAUACUUUGCUAGCAGCCCUGCUAAAGACAAAGCUAGCGAACAACCAUGUAUACGUAUAAAGUUGCUGACGGCAGAGGAAAUUGCUCGAGAGGACCUCUAG
Molecule: messenger RNA, 831 nt
Organism: Necator americanus (New World hookworm)
Lineage: Eukaryota; Metazoa; Nematoda; Chromadorea; Rhabditida; Ancylostomatidae
Exons: 9
Coding region: 1-831 (276 amino acids)
Source: RefSeq, a predicted model, not a curated record